AAAAAUGAAAAAAAGAAUCAUGACAUAUUGAGAUCUUACUCAAAUUCAAUAAUAAAACAAAGACAGGGAGAUUCAUAACUAAAUUGAAUGGUUAUCAAAGAGGCUAAAAUUGCUGAGUUCACAAAAGUAGAAAGGAGAUUCAACCUUAAUCAAAUUGGCACUGAACUUUGAUCGAGUUCAUCGUUAAUCAAAUUGUACUCUUCCUUUAAGCGAAUCCCCAGAUUUGAACAUCUCCAUUCUCCACUAUAUGGAACUUUUUGCCCUUGAUUCCGAUAAUCGGCUUCGAGCUUCCGCCUUGCUACUUCUAUUGUUCUUCCAGAUGACUGGACGUGUAGCUGGAGAGUCAGGCUUGUACCCUUUGGUCGUAAGCACAUGGCCCUUUUUGGAAGCUGUUGAAAGGGCAUGGAGUGCUGUUAAUAAUGGCUAUUCAGCAGUUGAUUCUGUUGUAGAAGGAUGUUCUGCUUGUGAAGAACUGAGAUGUGAUGGUACAGUUGGACCGGGUGGAAGUCCGGAUGAAAAUGGAGAAACAACAAUCGAUGCCAUGGUUAUGGAUGGGGUGACGAUGGAAGUUGGAGCUGUAGCCGCCAUGAGGUAUAUUAAGGAUGGUAUAAAAGCUGCAAGAUUAGUGAUGAGACAUACCAAACACACUUUACUUGUUGGAGAGAAGGCAUCUGCUUUCUCCAUUUCAAUGGGUCUUCCCGGACCCACAGAUCUUAGCUCGCCGGAGUCGAUAGAAAAGUGGAAUAAAUGGAAAGAGAACAAUUGCCAACCUAAUUUUUGGAAAAAUGUUGUGCCUGUCAAUAGCUGUGGCCCUUACCACUCUAAUGGCCUUCUGCUAGUUGCUGAAACGACAUGUCCAGGAGAUGAUCCAAGGAGAGCUGUUGAAUUAAGGUCAAAUCAUUUUGGUCUUCACAGUCACGAUACCAUAUCGAUGGCAGUAAUCGAUAAGUUUGGGUACAUUGCUGUUGGAACAUCCACCAAUGGAGCCACCUUCAAGAUACCAGGCAGGGUGGGUGAUGGUCCUAUAGCAGGAUCUUCAGCAUAUGCCGAUAGUGAUAUCGGUGCAUGUGGAGCAACCGGGGAUGGUGACAUCAUGAUGCGUUUCCUCCCAUGCUAUCAAGUUGUUGAGAGUAUGCGACUGGGGAUGAAGCCAAAGGACGCUGCUAAAGAUGCAAUAUCAAGGAUUGCAAGGAAAUUCCCCGACUUUGUUGGAGCUAUAUUUGCUGUAAACAAAAAUGGUACUCAUGCCGGUGCUUGCCAUGGAUGGACAUUCCAAUACUCAGUUCGAAGCCCAGAAAUGUAUCGCACCGAGAUUUUCACCGUACAUCCCUGAUGCUGCAAAUCUCUUCACUUUUGAUAUUGUGGUGCCUGUGAUUAGUGCAUGAAUGAAACACAUGUACACUGAAAAAUAUGGCAUUGGCUCAUAAGCAUUGGAGUUGAAGUUGAUACACAGACAUUACUUUGCUGUGAUGACUGCUGAGUAGUGUAUGUGAAAGCUUGAUGGGAAGUUGAGCAGAAUUGCAGAACAAAAGCUUCUUGUUAUUUCCAAAACACUCAAAUUAAGGUAUGGAAAACAUUGACUUGUAGGAGUUUGGCCAAAACAACUUUGGUUUUGGGUCUAGUUUUUAUUUGGUACUUUAAGUUUCAAAAUGUUACACAUUUAGCAAGUGUUUAGCUCACCCACAUGAGUUGAAUUGAGUUAGUAAAAAUUAUGGAUUCAAUGUUUGUCCCAUCAACUUUAGAAACUCGAAUAGCGAAAGUGUUUUUAAAUACAAAAUUGAAAUUAUUAAUUUA
Molecule: messenger RNA, 1794 nt
Organism: Benincasa hispida (wax gourd)
Lineage: Eukaryota; Viridiplantae; Streptophyta; Magnoliopsida; Cucurbitales; Cucurbitaceae
Product: N-terminal nucleophile aminohydrolases (Ntn hydrolases) superfamily protein
Biological process (GO): protein deglycosylation
Cellular component (GO): cytoplasm
Molecular function (GO): N4-(beta-N-acetylglucosaminyl)-L-asparaginase activity
Source: RefSeq, a predicted model, not a curated record